AUGUCCGUGGAAAGGGGCUUUGCUGCUUCUCCUCGUCAUCUACAUAUGGCUCAUGUCUGCAUUUACAGCUGGACAGACAGCGACACAGACGGAGUCGGUACCUGUUGUCAUGCCCACAUUAGCCGGGCCAUCGAGGCCGAGAACGAUACCUUGAUAAGAGCUGUGCACGACUAG
This is a messenger RNA of Colletotrichum orchidophilum, 174 nucleotides long. RefSeq lists its product as uncharacterized. The transcript has a single exon. NCBI's taxonomy places the organism in Eukaryota, Fungi, Ascomycota, Sordariomycetes, Glomerellales, Glomerellaceae. The coding region runs from base 1 to 174 and encodes 57 amino acids. The record is from RefSeq and is a predicted model, not a curated record.